AGUGACAGGAAUUUGUAUAUUUAAUUGACAGUUAUGGCAGUACGUAUACUUUGGUUCUGUAAAAUACUGUAGAUAAAAAGAUUUGAGAAGCGUCAUAAUUUUUGGUGAUUUCGUUCAUUGUCUGUUGUAAUUUAUAAUUAACAACUUGUGCUGUGAUUUUAUAUUACCUUAUCAAUACUAAUUAGAUAACUGAAUAUAUUCCAAAGAAAAAUAAUCAUUUAGUAUAUUUCUAGUCUGAGGAAAAUUAAAUAGAAUCUAUUUUUAAAUAUGAAUUGUGUGUUACCAGUCUUGUUAGUUUUAUUAAGUUUAACUUUUUCUAAUCAAGAUAAAUCUAUCGCCGGAUCUAAUGAUACCAUUACAAUCAAUGACCAUACUGAAAAAAUUCCUCAUACCAUAGAUGUCCAACCGGAACCUGAUCAACAAAAUAGCACUACAAGUUCUCCUAUUAUUACUACCACAUCCAAUGGAACCAAUAUUACAACUACCGCUGUUACCACUACUAAAUCACCCAACACUACAACUGUUCCACCCAAAACUACAACUGUUUCACCCAAUGCUACAACUGUUUCACCCAAAACUACAACUGUUCCACCCAAAACUUCAACUGUGUCACCUAAUUCAACAUCUACUACUGCUUCUUCCACCACUACAACCUUGGUACCUACUAAGCCUUCUACUUCAACUGUGACACCCAGUUCUCCAACUAAGGCACCUGUUUCGACGUCUACAGCAAGUCCAGAACCUGGACAUCAUCGAAGUUUUGAUGGACCGAGUUUCAUUGGAGGUAUAGUAUUGGCAUUAGGAUUGGUCGCCAUAGGUUUCGUAGCCUUCAAAUUCUAUAAGGCUCGCAUCGAAGUUAAUUAUCAUACUCUAUAACCCCAUGACAGUUUAACUCUUAAUAUUUAAAAUGUUUAAUAUGUUAUUGUGAAUGUGUUGAAAACUGGUCUAUACUUACCAAUAUUUUUGAUGAAUUAUCUUUAGGUUUGAUCGAAUUUAUCGAUUUUUUAAAAUCUUUUAAUAUAUUUUUUUGUUGAUAUUAGAUUUCCAGUUUGGAGAAACGAGUUUAUAUCCAAAGGAAAUCGUUGGUUUGUUGAUAAUAUUUUUUUAAAUUGUGCAGCUGCUGUCUCGAGUAAAUAAACUUUAUCUGUUGUUAUUCAAGUUUAUGUCGAGAAUUAUUCAAUGUAUUACGAGGUGUGGCGUAUUGACUUGGUCAAAGUAUGAAAAUUAUUAGAAUUUUAAUGAUAUAUACUGUUGAUCUCAACAUGUAUGUUGACUAAUUCUUUGAUGUUCGCGAAUUAAUUUAUUGGCAGUCUUUUCGAAAAAAGUAGUAAAACUCUUGGAUUUUCUUGAUAUUCCACUGAAAAUUUAUGACGUCUCAUUUUCUGAUAUGUUUAUAUUGAUUUAUUGGCAGACUUUGCAAGAAAAGUGGAAAAUUCAAGAGAAUUUUCUUGACGCAUACUGUAGAUCCGAACAAAAUCAUUUUUUCACCUCGCUUGAUUAAUAUAUUGGCAGUCUUUUAAAGAAAAAAAAGUCCGAAAAUUCCGUGGUUUUCCUCAGUAUCAACUGAAAAUCUAUAUGGUUGUAUUUUCUAUCGUCUUUAAAUUGAUUUAUUAGCAUAUGGAAACUGGGGAAAUUGAGAGGAUUUUCUUGAUACAUACUUUAAAUCUGAACAAAAUCAUUUCUUAACCUCACUUAAUUGAUAUUUUGGCAUUUUUUUCAAAGCCAGCAAGAAAAUUCGUUAGAUUUUCUUCGCAUACACUAAAAAUCUGUAUCGUUUCUUUUUCUAACGUCCUGAGAUUGAUUUACUGGCAGACAUUAUAGAUCUGAACAAACUCAUUCUUUUACAUCCUUAAAUUGAUAUUUAUUGGAAAUGUUUACAAGGAAAUUGGAAAAAUUUUUUAUUAACCACUGAAAAUUUGAAUAUUUCACUCUGACUUUUUUUUCUCUUUGUGCCCUUUAACUAAUUAAUUCUGUAAUGUCGUUAAAUUAAUUUAUUGGCUGUAUUUUUGAGGAAAAUGGGAAAUUGAUUAGAAUUAUUUUAAAAGAAAUAGUGCUGAAUGUAAUUUUUUGACGUUUCCCGGUCAAUGUAGUGGCAGUCAUUUUCAAAUUUUUAAGGAUAAUGUGAAGAUUUCUUGAAUUUUACAAGUUAUUGCCGAAUGUCGUUUUUUAGAUGUCUUCUAAUAAUUUUAGUGGCGUACAUUUUCAUUUUUUUUAAGGAACUUGUGAAAAUUUAUUGGAUUAACCCAGUCGUUUGACGUUUUCUGGUCAAUUUAAUGGCAGACAUUAAAAAAAAUUAAAAAAUUAACAAAUCAUUGUUAAAAAUAUCUCAAAUGCCGUAAUUUUUGACAAAAAAGUUAUUUCAAGAUUUUAAAUUUUCUUUUUUUCUUUUUCUAGCAUUGGUAGUUAGAUAUACAUCCAAAAAUAUUCGUAAAGUUUUUCUAAUUUUGAAAAUUUUAAUUAUUUUUUCUUUUAUAUAAAUACAGACCAAUUUUCACCACUUUCACGACUUGAUUUUCUUCAUUAUAUACCAUUUGUAUGAUUUAAACUUUCUUUUAUGUGAUAUAUGUUAAGAAUAUUUCCAUUUUUUCUUUUUAAAUUCAUAUUUUAUUAAAAAAAAUACACGAUGAUCUUAACGAUCCGAUAUUAUAGGGAUUAUUCAAUGUAAAAAUAAACCAUCUCGAAUUUUUUUUCGAAAACUUAGUAUCUCAUUUAUCAUGGUAUUAGAUUCGUUUUUAUAUUUGCAUUUUUUAAAAAAAUUCUUGAUAAUUAUCAUUAUAUGAGUCACAAUAGUUGAAAACUUGAAAAUGGCGUAAAAUUACGGUACGAACCUGGUAAAACUACGAGGAAAGAAGUUUUUCGUUCCAAAAUUGUUAAAAAAAUGAGGAACUGCCUGAAAAUAUGGUUAAAAAACAAGAAAUUUUAAUUUUUUAGUUUUCAAAAUUAUAAUUGGGUUAUUUAGAUUUUUCAUUCAGUUUGUUCCACGCACUUUUCGCUAUUUUUCCAGCCUUUACCCCUUUUUCCAUUAAAUUUUCGGUAUUUUUCAGUCCUUUCAUUAUUUUUACGCACUUUUUUGGCUAUUUUUUCAGCCCUUUCCGUUUUACAGUUUCCGCUAUUUUUCAGCCCUUUUUGUUUUUCCAUUAAAAUUUCGGUAUUUUUUCAGUCCCUUUAGUUUUUCCGUGCACUUUUUGAUACUCUUUCAGUUUUUCCAUGCACUUUUUGAUAUUAUUUCAGUCUGUUCAGCUGUUCUUUUCACUCUUCGCUAUUUUUUCAGUUUCUUCAGUUUUUCCGUGCACUUUUUGAUACUCUUUCAGUUUUUCUUUUAUCUUUCGCUAUUUAUAUAUAAAAAAACGACGUACAAUUCCGGGUACCUGAUUUUUUUAUUGAAAAUUUUCGAAAGUUUUCAAUUUUCUCAUCUUUUCAUCGUUUUUUGAAUAUCAGAAUUUUUUUCGUGUUAAAAAUUUAUUUUUUCUUUUCGAUUUCCGUACUUUUAUCCGUUUUAUUCUAAUUUUUCUCCAUUUUCAACUGUCGACACUAUUUUCUAUUAUAGUAUGAAAUUUCUUAUUUUUUUAAAAAUAAUUUAUCACCCACCCACGUAAAUUAGAUAUAAUCGAAUAUCAAUUAUCAUCAUCGAGUAAUUAAAAAAACGAAUUUUUCAAAUUAAUACUGAUGAUAUGAUAAGCAUAACAUGCAGUGACCGGUUUAUUCGAAAAACCGUCAAAAACACUUUGCACUGAAGUAAAUCCGGUAGAUGUUCGAUGAAGUCAAUGAUAUUAGCCUGCUUAAGAGAUUCAAUUGCACCUCGCUUGCUUAGAAUACUUCGAUAUUUUCCUAAAAAAAAAAAAAUAGUUUGAGCGCAAUUUCGGCUUCUGGUACAGUCUAUUGUAGAUUAGCGAAUGAUUUGAGAAAUUCUAGGAUAUAAAUUGUUGCUCGAAGUUUGUUCCUAAAACAUUUAUACUCGAAAAAAGUGAUUUGAUUGCAGGGUAUCUAACUUUGACAUUUAAAACUCGUUUGUUUCAGGAAAAAAAAAAACGAUUUUUAUAUCGGAAGCUCCCGUAUUAACAGCGUUUGUUCGAACGUUAUUUUUUACGAAGCUUCCGGACUAAUAAUUAGUGAUUCAGCUUGAUAACUCGUGUUUACGUUAAUCGAAUACAAAUUUGUGUUUUUUCCUUGAGUUUUCAGUACUAAAUGGCACGUUAUUUGAUAUAUAUAUUUUUCUCUGAACCUCCCGUACUAACGACAAAUGUAUGAAUUUUAUUUUUCUUCAAAUUUUCCAUACUAAAAACAAAUUAUUCGAUUUAAUUUAUCUCAUAAGCUCCCUAACUAAUAACAUUUGAUUUGACUGUGUUUUUCCCUGAAGCUUGAAUUACUCUUGAUUGGGACGUAAUUUUCUUGUACUAAUAAUGAUCGAAUCAAAACUUGUUUUUUAUUUCUCGCUCCCAAAUGGCACGUGAUUUGACAUAUAUUUUUCUCCGAACCUUCUGUACUAAUGACAAGUGUCUGAAUUUGAUUUUUCUCUAAAUUUUCCAUACUAAUAAGUAAUAACUUAGUUCAAGUCUUCGUUUUUAUUUGAUAUUCCUCUGCUAAUAACCCGUUUUUCUAAUUUUUGUGAAUUCCUCCGUAUUAUCACUCGAUCUAACCUAAGCUUCCGUACUAAUGACCUGACUUGAGCUGUUUUAUUCCAAAAGCUCCUGUACUAACAGUAACAGUAUUUUAUUUUUCUUUAAAGCUUCCGUAUUAAUAUAAAAAUAGCACGAGCUUAAUUUUUUUUGGAAGCUCUCAUACUAACAAAACAUGAAUUGAAAAUGUUUUUUUCCAAAAUUUUCCUUUUAACGUGUCAGGAGUUUUGUUUUUUUUUAAUUCCCAAUUCCAAGUCAUUAAUGUACGACACUUUUAGUCGUUUGUACCAUAACAGUGAAACAAAACGAAAUAAAUUCUUAAAAAAAUUUGUUUUGAUACGAUUGGUUGUACGUUGAGAUUAUUUUUGUUGGAUGAAACAUACUUUUCGUACUAAUUACCAAGAAUAUUGUUUUUGUUCGAAUUUUUAGUACUAACGCAAGGUGAAAAAUGAGGGACCUUUUUAGUCAUAAUAGUGAAAUAAAAUAAACGGAAUUUCAAAUGAAAUAAAAAUUGAUUUUCAUACGAUUGGAUUUAGAUUGAAAACAUAAAAAUUUCAUUUAUUUGAAUCUAAAACACGGUUAUGCAUCUUUACGAUUACAAACAAUAAAAGUUUUAUACCUUGCAAUUCAAUUAUUUUCAAAUUUAUUGCAGUAAUUUCAACAAUUUCUCAAAGUUCUUGUUAUACAGUCAUGUUCCAAUUAGAUUUUUGUUACAAACUAUUUCGUCUAUAUCUAUAAAUUUCUGUUUUUAUAUAGAUUUGAAGUCGCCGUUGUAGAAAUUAUGCGAAAAUGAUAAUAUUGAAAACACGUUAAUAUAUAACGUCAAAUUUGACUCCUCUAUCUUUUCUUCGCAUAUUCAUUCAUAAUUCCAUUCUUUAUUGAGUAUUCUUGCAGUUUCUUCAAAUCCAGAACGGUCUAGAACAUUGUAGAACAUCAUGAGUCUUCAAUAACUGCUUAUUCAUAUAGGUAAAGAUCAACGAUGUUUUUCGUUGUUUUUUAACGUGUUUUUUCUUUUUAUUAUCAUUCUCGAUAUAAUUUUCGUUAAAAUCUGUCCUAUGAAAGUGCUCUUAUCUCCCGAAAUGUAUAAAAAACGAAAGGUGCGCCACCUAGUCUUUCUAGAUGGUAUAUUUUGUAAAAUAUUUAUCUAAAAGUUGACGAAUAAGAGACGGUAUAAUAUUUUUUCUAUUUUUCAUUUAUCGAAUGUUCGUUCUUCGAAUGGAUAUAUUGAGCCGCUCAAUUUUUAGAGCUUGAAGAGCGGUAAUAUCCUCGAAUGUUGCUCCACGUACAGUAAUUUUCACUAAAAUAAACGUCUGUUUAUAAACGUUUAUUUAUACACAUGUAAAAUAAUUUUUUUUUCUCAGUGUAGAUAUAAAUAAAGACUCAAAUUUAUCACGAUUGUUUGUGUGGUCCAAUAAAUCGUAUUUAAAUACA
This is a messenger RNA of Diorhabda sublineata, 6047 nucleotides long. Its product is annotated as sialomucin core protein 24-like. Gene Ontology annotation, cellular component: cytoplasmic vesicle. Bases 268 to 876 code for a protein of 202 amino acids. NCBI's taxonomy places the organism in Eukaryota, Metazoa, Arthropoda, Insecta, Coleoptera, Chrysomelidae. The transcript has 4 exons. The record is from RefSeq and is a predicted model, not a curated record.